Molecule: messenger RNA, 6162 nt
Organism: Drosophila arizonae
Lineage: Eukaryota; Metazoa; Arthropoda; Insecta; Diptera; Drosophilidae
Product: cilia- and flagella-associated protein 44
Molecular function (GO): protein binding
Source: RefSeq, a predicted model, not a curated record
AUGGAUAGCUCAUUGGGCGAAAAUGCGGAGCUGGUGGGGGCGGAGGAUCUUGACGAGGAGGGCCUGAACGAUGACUAUAAUGUAUCCUUUAUGCAGGACAUUAUCACACUGGAGCACUCCUUUGGCUACGACUGCAAGCGUCUGUUCAAUCUGGUUUUGGUAGACGAUGAUACGUUGGUCUUUGCGUCCGGCAACUUUUUGCACUACUUUAGCAUAUCCAGGGGCGAGGUGACCUUUCGGGAGACCGUCUUCGGCUGCGGCGUGGGCUUCAUUACCAAAAACGAACGCCCCGAGUUUAGCAACCUGUUCACUGUCGGCGAAAAUGGACCCAAGCCGACGAUCUUCAUCUACGCUUAUCCCUCGCAUGACAUUCACACCAAACUCCUGAAUGCAGCCAAAAGUUGCUUCACGGCCGGCUCCUACAAUUCGAGCGGGGAGCUCUUCGCCUCGCAGGCUGGCUAUCCGGACUUCAUCAUCACCAUUUGGCGCUGGCAGAAGGCGGAGGUGGUGCUGCGGGCCAAAUCGUUUCAGAGCAACAUCCUAUACGUGCACUUCUCCGAGUAUAAUCCCAUUCUGCUGUGCUCCGCCGGCCUCAGUCACAUCAAGUUCUGGAAGAUGGCCAACACGUUCACCGGCCUCAAGCUGAAGGGCGACCUGGGCCGGUUUGGCAAGACGGACUUCAGCGACAUCUGUGCGAUGUAUAUGCUGCCCGACGAGAAUGUCAUCUCGGGCUGUGACUGGGGCAACAUGCUGCUGUGGGAGGCGGGGCUCAUCAAGUUCGAGAUCUGCCGCAAGGGUCGCAAGCCGUGCCACACGAAGCCCAUCACACGGAUCACCAUGUCGAACGGCGAGGUCACCACCGUUGGCAUGGACGGCUAUGUGCGCGUCUGGUUUUGGGAGACAGUCGACAUAGCCGAUCCGCCGGAGGAUGAUCUCUUCGUCGAAAUCGAUCCCAUCUACGAGUUCAAGAUCUCCAACGUCGAGCUGCGCUGCAUGCAGAAGAUCAAGCCGUUCGAUGACACAGACUUUGGAUACUACGUUCAGGAUGGUGGGGGCGGAAUUUGGUUCUGCGACAUCAAUACGUUUGAUGUGCCACGCCCACCCAAGCAGCUAUACUCGUGCGUGGGCGGGCGCGUGCUGGCCGCCCAAAUGUCAGCCAUAUCGCCGCAUCUGUUGGCCCUCUCCGAGACGGGAAAACUCUUCGUCUACGACUUCGAGCGAAACAAGUUGCUGCUGGACAAACAGUUCGCUUCGAACGGGGUGGACAUCUUGUGGCUAGACGCACAGAUUUCCAGCUAUGGCACCGAGCUGAUUGCCGGAUUCGAGGAUGGCAUACUGCGACAGCUCUUCCUCGAUCUCAGUGAUCCGAACAAGACAUCCAUUCAGCUGAUACGCGCCUACAAGGCGCACACAGCGCCCAUCACCUGUGUGGGCGUGAAUCGCAUUAGCACGAUCUUGGUGAGCGGGGCGAUGGACAAGACGAUGUUCAUCUAUCGGCUGAGCAACGAUGCCGAGAAGUUGGUCCAGUUGAAUCCGCUGGGCUUUGUGGAAUUCAAGGCUGUGCCCAGCUGCUUCCACUGGCAUCUGCAGGAGAUGUCGGUGGUCCUGAUUGGGUGCAUGAGCGGCGAGGUCUAUGAGUAUAAUAUACGCACCAAUGUUACCGAGGCGGAGACCUACCUGAGCUACAACAUCACGGAGCCGAAUCGCUUGCGCAGCACCCGCUUCGUGUCGGUCAAGAGCCGUAUACGGCGAGAUCUGAGGCGCGAGCAGAUCAAGAAGCGCAAAGAGAAGAAAAAGGAGCGGAAGCUGCAGGAAAUCGAAAAGCUCAAGCAGGCCAAUCCUGGCCUGCAGAUCGAUAUGGACAGCGCCCUGGCCGACUCGGAACCGGAUGAGGAGGAGGAACCGCUUCACAUACCCGCCGUACCCAAUCGCGUGAUCUGGCUGCGCUACACGGAACGCAACACCGUGUGGGUCUCCAUGGCGGGCUACGAUGCGGGCUACCUCUAUGAGCUGGACUUUGAUUUGCCCGAGCCGAAGUACUGCACGCUGAUCACGGAUGCCGAUGACAUCGAGAUACACAGCUACUAUAUCCUCGAGGAGUUCAUGCUGUUUGGUCUGGUGAACGGCAGCCUCCGCAUCAACCACAUUAAUUCGGAGGACUUCACAGAUCUCUCCGACUAUCGCACUUACCCCAUGCACGACGCCCUCAAGGGCACCAUUCCCGCCAUAUUGAGCAGCUACGAUGGCGAGUAUCUGGUCACCAUUGGCUUCGACGGCAACAUCUUUCUGUACAAGUGGAAUGGGCCGAAGUAUGUUAGAAGUGCGCGGUGGCCGAGCCUGCCGGGUCUGCCUAGUGCAAGGACGGUGGAGGACAUUACCGAUCCGGAGACACCUUCGCUGGAGCAGGUCAAGAUCAAUGCGGAGUUGAAGCGCCAGCAGGAGGCUGCCGAGGCUCACGAUCGCGAUGUUCUGGCCAAGAUUGGAGUACUCCAGAACACCUACUUCGACAUCAUCAAGAAGAAUGACGAGCUGCCGCCAGGACUGCGUGUGCCGGACAAGGACCUGCUGCUCGAUCCGCGCAUCACACAACAAAUUCGCGAUGAACUCCAGGCCGAGCUCGACGAUGUGCGCGAGGAUCUCGCCUACGAUCUGGAGGUUGCCCAGGUCGGCCACCAGAAGCUCUACAAUCACUUCCUCAAGUGCCUGGAUCAUAUACCCUUCACUAUAGCGCCGCUCCGGGCCAAAGUUGAUCCAGUUGCCACAUUUCGAGUGGAGGCCCUGGGCGAGGAGUUCGAGCAGAUCAAGCGCGACAUUGCAGAACGACUUAAAAUGGAACACGAUAUGCGCCUGACCGAUACACUAGAAUCUGAUGAAAAGGUGGAGCUGAUGGGCGAGCCACCUAUCGAAUCGUUCUUCUUUGGCCGUGAGCCGACGACGAUUACGCCCAAAUUUAGCAGGACGAUGAUGCGAUUGCUGCACCGCUAUCGCAAAAGGCAGCUGUACGAGGUGCGGCGCAUGUUCGACUGGGAGAAGCUGGAGCGCCAGAAGCCCGACCCGAAUCGCAAUCAUCCCGAUGACGAUGCCCAGAUAGCGGCCGCAAUGCGAAACUUGGGCGACUAUAAGCUAAAGAUUGGCUCCGACUAUGAGCCAAAGACCACGGAAACCCUGACGGCCAAGUACAUUGAGAUUGUUGAGUGCCGGGAGAGAUACUUCAAUAUGCUCGACUCGUACAAUCAGCGGCUCAGAUCGCUGCGCGAUCGCAAGAAGGAGGUGAUGGACAUUAUAGAGCAUCAUCGCGUCCGGCUGAAGCGAUUACACGAAUAUCUGCCGGAGGCGAAUCGCAUGUACAUGCGACACAUCAACGAAAUCGACAUGGAAGCAGAGUAUCCGGAGAUGAAUCUCAUCGAGCACUAUACGCCCGGCUGCGGAGUCAAUGUGGACGACAUACUCAGCUUGGAUGCGAGCGUCGAGGAGCUAAUAGCCGCCAAGAGUCCGCAAUUGAGCAUCAUUCCGGUAAGUCUGUACCCCAUGGAUCCGUACGCCGACCCGGCCAAGCGGGAGGAGAUCAAGUUUAAGGCGCUCCAGGUGUGCCAAUUGCCGGCAACGCCGCCGCCGGCCGAGAUGCUGCAGUAUUUGGAGACCCUGCCAUCGCCCGCAGAUCCCAGCUACUAUGAGCUGGACGAGGAGGGUAACGGUCCCAUGAUCCUGGAGAUGCGACAUCGUUGGCUACGCGUCCGGGUCGUCGAGCAGCUUCUCAUGCUGGCCGACCUCGACGAGGUGGUGCGCCUGUUCGACUUGGCACUGGAGAAGCUGCAGGCCGACCGCAUCAACAUUAAAAUGGACUCCGAGUUCCUUAGUUCCUAUUUGAUCACGCUCAACCAGGAGCUCUACAUCCUGCGCGACAGCGAGGAGAUCGAGUCCCAGCUGCUCAUUAAUGCCAAGCACGCCAUGAACACGCGCAACGAGCUUCAGCUGGUGAUCAAUGCCACCAAUCGGCAGCUCGAGGAGCUGCGCAAGAACAUUGAUAAGAUCAAUGAGCAGAUUGCGGCGCUGCAACAGAGCUUCAUGAUCACGGUGAAGGGGCACAAAUUCUAUGACUUUCUGCGUCGCAUCUUCAAAAAGAAAUAUCGUCCGCCUAAGCGUGCGCGCGGCGAGGACGAGGAAUCAUCGUCCUCCUCCUCCUCGUCGUCAUCGAGCGAGGAUGGCGCCGCCGAUGCUCAGAGCGUUGACUCCUUGGACAUGACCACAAUACGGCUGGACGAGACCACCUGUCCCUCCGGCCUGGACCGCACCCUCUACGACUGGUCGUUCUCCAUGCGCGCCGAUCGGCACGCCCUAGAGCGCAGCUUGGCGGACUGCCAUCGGGACGUCGAUCGCAAGCGUCGUGAGAUUGCCGAAAUGCAGACCAAAAUGAAGUACCACGAAGAGGUCUACCAGCGGGAGAAGAAUACGCUGCUCGAGUUUCGGCGCAAUAGACAGCAAGAGAUCAAUAAGGUGCAGAUAAGCACGAUUUUGCGCAUGGAUCAGCUGCAGCAUUUUCGUGAGGGCGAGGACUUUCGGGAUGUGUCGAAAGCCAUUCUCUUCGAUGCUGACAUUCUGGUCGAGCUGCGUCGCCGUGCCGAGAAGCUGGAGGAGGAGACAAUGUCCACGAAACGCUGGCAUCGCAUCAACUUCAUUCACCUGCGUCGCAUGACUCGGGAUAUUAAGUUCAUGAGAUUCGAGAUAACGCGCCUCGAGGAGGAGAUCAAGCAGGCGAUGAUGCGGCGCUUCGGAAUAAUCAUCAAUCUGGAUGAGCUGGAGGAGGAGGUGUUGCGGCGCUACGUCUUUGAGCUGGAGACCACAGCCGAGGAGGAGAUGCGAGCCCUCGAAAAGGAGCUGAGCGAAAGGCAGAUUGAGCUCUCGCGCUGCGAGGAGGAGCUGGUGCAGGAGACGCAGAACAACACGGAAAAGGUGAACAUACAGACGGUGCUGCGUGAGCAAAAGAAUGUGCUGGACGUCCUGUUGGAUGUCCAGGAGCGCAACUACAACAAAUGGGCGAACCCGCAAGUGCUGAACCUUCAGUACGACAUCGAGAAGCUAAUGGGCAUCGACACUCAGCUGCUGCAGCAAAUCGAGUGCCUGGAACGGGAGAUCUGCGCCCUACGCCUGAAGGCUAAGCCACUGCAGAUCAAUGAGCUGUAUCCGGAAAACACGGUGACUAUCACCAACAAGGAGAUUUUGCCGAUGGACAGCGAGCCGGAGAUAUGUCCGGCCAUACUCAAUGUGGAGGCCUAUAUGCUGCCACCCAUGCCCGAUGAGUUUAUCAUGGAUCGCGUUCACACGAUCGUACAGAAGAGCUUCAAUCAGUUCCUCGGCCGACACACAACAGCGGAGAAUAUACGAAAAUUCUCGCAGAGAUCGGCGCUCUACCUUUGCCAGGCUGCCUACAGCUUCCAGGGCCGCUACACGGAUCGCAUAGCCGAGUGCAUCACGGAGCACCUGGGCUCGAUUGUGCCAAAGAAAUACUUCAUACACAUCGGUGCGGAGGAUCUUCGCAAGCUCUUCAACGAGGUGAUCGCCGUCUUUGACUAUGAGCGCUCCGAUGUGAACACCGAAGAGUUGAUUUCGGGCAUCUUUGAUCAUGCGAAGGAUUCGCUUUGCGGCCGUCCUGCCUCCGAGGUGGUCAAUCGCACUCAGUUCCUGGUGCUGCACAUGUUCAAGGAACUGAUCGAGGUGCUGCCCUUCGAGGAGUUCCAGGCCGAAGAGACUGUGCGCAUGCUUGUCGAUGUACUGGAGCGUGAGCCCAUGGUAGAUCCGCGAGCCAUCAAUGUCGAGCAACUGAUUGACUUGACGCUACAAUAUGCCAAGGAGAAUCUGUUGGAUGGGAUUACGGCGCUGCCCAUCCGUAAGCUGGGCAACGACAUACAGAAGCAGCUCCAGAAGAGGCGCCAAUUCAAGUAUCCCAAUUGCCAAUCGCCGCUGGCAGUGAGAAUAGCCAGCAAGAAGUCCACUCCAAACACGGGCCUACCCUUUUAGGGCCAAUAACUCGAAAGACCUCGGGAUCACAUCUAUCUGUUCCGUCUGUUCCAAACUAAAUAUAGACUUGAUCUAUUGCGACACUAUUGCAUUAUGCAAUGAAUAGAAGAUAAAAUUCGUUUUCAAUUGGUAAAUUGUUAUAGGUUU